AGGGGGCCGGUGCCACCCCUGGCCACCACGUAGACACGCCUCUGGCUGGAAAUUGUUUUGAUCCCAGCAGACACACUCUCUAGUGCUCCACUCAAAGAACACCUGUCUGAAGCAGACCUGAAAAGAGAAGCUUGCUCAAAUAAAGAGGGCUCGGGAAGAGGAUGAAGUGUGCAGACAGGGAAGUUCUCUUGUGCGCACAGGGUGGGAAUGAAAAAAGAGUAUUUCACCACACUUAGCAUCAUUUUGGCAACACAUGACCUGCUCAUCGCUGAGAGCUUGCUGAUGAAAGGAAAGAGACUUGUGAUACCUGGCAGUACACAAGAAGAAGUCCUAGAGAAGAUACAUCAGGCACAUCGAGGCAUCACUAAACUCUUGGCAAGAGCACACACGUCAGUAUGAUGGUCUGGUAUAACAAAGAAAAUCAAAGACAAAGUGAGUCAAUGUGAAACUUGUGUCAAAAACAGCUUCAGUCACCCAGACCCCUGCUGAUUACUCCUUUACCCUCCUGACCGUGACAGAGAGAGACAGCAGAUCUUUUCCACUGGAACAAGAGUAAUAUUGUGCUGCUGAUUGAUUAAUACUCACACUACAUAGAAGUUGCUUCUCUCACUUCAACAGCAACAACUCCUGUGACAGAGAAACUGAAAGCGUUGUUUGCUCGUCAUGGGGUCCCAGAGGUUUUAGUUUCAGACAAUGGACCAUCUCCUGUCUGUUCCUUACUAAUAUCACAACAGUCAGAGACACCUUGUGAACGGCUCACUAAUUCAUUUAUCAUGAGGUUCCUGUUAGUUAAUAGUGUGUUACUCAUUUGUUCAGUGUAGUUAUUCAUUAACAAUGGAACAGUGUUCUAAAGUGUUACUAAUUAUUUAACAUGAGACUUUUCAGAAUGUCAGAGCAGCUCUGGUCUUGGAGGACCGCUGUCACGCAGAGUUUAGCUCCAACCCUAAAAACUCUCCUGCCUUUAACUUUCUACUAUUCCUGAGUAAUUUGGAUGCAGUAUUAUUUGUAAAGGUGUUUAUCCAACAUUGUGUUCUCACUAACUCUGAGUUAACUUUGUAUGAGACUGACACCUAGUGGACAUUUUAGGAUGUGAGUUUACAGACUUCCAGACACACUUGUUUUGCACACGUCUCUCAAACACAGAACCAGGAAACUCAGUGAAAGGAAACUGAAACUGAUCUGCUGUUGAGCUGUUGUUUGUGUGUCUGUAUUGCUGUAGACAGUGAAAUGGCUGAAGCCAGUGUUUUUUCAGUGGAGCAGUUCAGCUGUCCAGUGUGUCUGGAUCUCCUGAAGGAUCCUGUGGCCAUUCCCUGUGGACACAGUUACUGUAUGAGCUGCAUUACAGACUGCUGGGAUCAAGAGGAUCAGAAGAGAGUCUACAGCUGCCCUCAGUGCAGACAGACCUUCAGUCCAAGACCUGCUUUAGGAAAAGGAAACACCAUGCUGGCUGAAGUGGUGGAGAAACUGAAGAAGACCAAACUAAAAGCUGCUGUUCCUGCUGGACCUGGAGACGUGGAGUGUGACAUCUGUACUGGAAGAAAACACAAAGCUGUCAAGUCCUGUCUGGUGUGUCUGGAGUCUUACUGUCAAACUCACUUUGAGCGUCAUGAAGAGUUUCACUCAGGAAAGAGACACAAAGUGAUUGAUGCCACUGGACGACUGCAGCAGAUGAUCUGCCAGAAACAUGAGAAGCUUCUGGAGCUUUUCUGUCGUACUGACCAGCAAUGUGUUUGUGUACUUUGUAUGACAGAUGAACAUAAAAACCAUGAGACUGUAUCAACUGCAGCAGAGAGGACAGAGAAAGAGAAACACUUGAAGGAGACACAGAGUGAAAUCCAGCAGAGAAUCCAGCAGAGACAGAAAGAUCUUGAGCAGCUGAGAGAGGCUGUGGAGUCUCAUAAGCGCUCUGCACAGACAGCAGUGGAGGACAGUGAGAGGAUCUUUACUGAGCUCAUCCGCUCCAUUGAGAGAAGCCGCUCUGAGGUGACACAGCGGAUCAGAGAUCAGGAGAAGACUGCAGAGAGUCGAGCUGAAGGACAAAUGGAGCGACUGGAGCAGGAGAUUGAAGAUCUGAAGAAGAGAAACACUGAGCUGGAGCAGCUUUCACACACAGAAGAUCACAUCCAUUUCCUGCAGAGUCUUCAGUCUCUCUCAGCUCCUCCUGAAUCUACAGAAAACAUCUCUGUCAGUUUACUCUUUUCUUUUGAUGGUGUGAGAGAAUCUGUCUGUCAGCUGAGACACAAACUUGAGGAUUUCUGCAAAGAGGAGAUGAAAAAGAUAUCUGUCACUCACAGUAACAUUGUUCCCAGAACCAGAGAGGACUUCCUACAAUAUUCGCAUCAGUUCACUCUGGAUCCAAACACUGCACAUAAACGUCUCUCUCUGUCUGAAGAGAACAGAGUAGUGACUUAUACUCACACACCUCAGCCGUAUCCUGAUCAUCCAGACAGAUUUGAUCAUUAUCAUCAGGUGUUGUGUAGAGAGAGUGUGAGUGGACGCUGUUACUGGGAGCUUGAGUGGAGUGGGAGUGGUGUGUAUAUAUCAGUGUCAUAUAAGAGCAUCAGCAGGAAGGGAUCUGGUUGUGAGUGUCUGUUUGGAUGUAAUGAUCAGUCCUGGAGACUGUACUGCUCUCCCUCUAGUUUCUCAUUCCGGCACAAUAACAAAGAGAUUAAACUCCCUGUUCCCUCCAGCUGCAGGAGAAUAGGAGUGUAUGUGGAUCACAGAGCAGGAACUCUGUCCUUCUACAGCGUCUCUGACACAAUGAACCUCAUCCACACAGUCCAGACCACAUUCACUCAGACGCUCUAUCCUGGGUUUUACGUUUGGGGUCGUCAAUCAUCAGCAAAACUAUUAUAACGAUCUAGAUUAUAGAGAGAUCUACACAUUGUACUGUUAUAUGGUGAAUCUGAAUAUUUAUAUUUUAUGUGUAUUCAUUCAACGUGCACUUUUAUCCAAAGUAACUCACAAAAGAGAAACAGUGAAAUGUUGUAGGUCUUUUAUUUUCUAAUCUUUAAAGGGGUCUUGACAUGAGAAAUCAAAUUUGUGUUGAUCUUUUGGCAUAUAAGAGGUCUUUGUAUCAUUAAAACACCCUGCAAGUUUCAUAAACGUCCUUCUCAUUAAACAAAGCAUUUAUUUAAUCAAGCUCCAAAAACGCCAAGAUGAUGUCACCCGGGCACAAAGAUUUGCAUAAACCCCGCCUCCAGAGCAAAACACUCACAUGUGAGAGCUAGGGGCGCUGAUACUGUUUCCUGUGCAAUGAUGCCAAUCAUAACAGUGGGCGGUUACUGACAAGCCUUAAAGGACCCGCCCCUUAAAACAGCUCGCUUUAGACAGAGGGUCAGAAUAAGGGUUCAGAAUGAUAAAUGAUAAACUUAAUAAACCUCAAUGUGCAAAAAAAUCCAUGUCGUGACCCUUUUAAAACUAAACUACAGCUGAACUUCUGUCACUCACAGUAACAUAAAUUAUACAAUACUUUAACUGAGCAAAUACUUCCUCACCAGAUUAAUCUUAUAUUGAUUGUAAAAUUGGUAAAAUUCUUUGUCUUUGGACAAAUGGUUAAAAUGUCAUUCUAUAACCAAAGUCACUAUUUUAGUUAUUCAGGAGUCCCAGCUGAGUCUUCAAAACAAAAUCUUGUCACCCAAACUCAGUUCAGCUAAUGAAGAUACAUCAAGAAAUCUUGGCCAAAAGAUUAAAGAUUCAGAAUGGCUUUGUAUUUUCAUAAUCUGAUACAGCUGUGCUCUUAUUACACAUGAGAGGACCUUUAAUAAGCUGGACUCAACAUUGAAAUACAGCGGAAAUCUGCAUUUUAAGAUUACUUUUUAUCUCAAUGAGGAUCCAAAGAAAUUGGGUGCAUCUGAACUAAAUUCAGUCAAAGCUAUAAAACUCAAUUAUUAUGCAGAUGUGACAGUAUUGUUGUCUUUUCCUUCUUUCUUUCAAUACAUUUGCAGUUAUCACAUCUGAUUUUUCUGUCAUUAUGAUGUAUGGAGUGUAGAUUGAUGUGAAUGAAAAAUAAAGGAUUUUAGCAUUAGACUGCAACAUAAAAUGUUGGGAAAAUGAAGGGUUCUGAAUAUAUUUUAGUACAGUGACAGAUGCCUACUGAAGUGAAACCAUCUCACUAUUUGAUUUUAUUGUACAGCAGGUUUAAAAAGUCUCCAGACUGGUUAAAAACAGCAUGAUUUUUCACAUAAUGUACUAAAAUUUAUUGAUUAAUAAAUGUCUCUGUUUCAUAUUUAAGACAUCAAAUGCAAAAAUGGGGAAUAAUGAAAGAGUAAUACAAAUGAACAAACUGAUCAAAUUCCUCACAAACUGUGGGAAAGACGAGAGGACUAAACUCGUUCAGAUUUCUGCUUCAGUAUUUA
This is a messenger RNA of Cyprinus carpio (common carp), 4358 nucleotides long. Its product is annotated as E3 ubiquitin-protein ligase TRIM16-like. The transcript is spliced from 6 exons. The coding region runs from base 1228 to 2856 and encodes 542 amino acids. Gene Ontology annotation, molecular function: zinc ion binding; protein binding. The record is from RefSeq and is a predicted model, not a curated record. Lineage: Eukaryota; Metazoa; Chordata; Actinopteri; Cypriniformes; Cyprinidae.